Staurois parvus is the source of this 996-nucleotide messenger RNA. The record is from the annotation of a GenBank genome assembly. Lineage: Eukaryota; Metazoa; Chordata; Amphibia; Anura; Ranidae.
AUGGGUGAUGAAACCAAUCGGACCUCCAUUUCAGAAGAUGUUUUAGCUUAUCUCCGCAGUCCUUGGUUGACUAAAUUUGCACCUGCGGUUUAUACGGUUGUGUUCCUCAUAUCGCUGCCUUUGAACUUAACAGCAAUCAUGAUAUUCCUGUGCAAAAUUCAAGUGAAGACACCGGCUGUGGUAUUCAUGCUGAACUUGGCUGUUGCCGACAUCCUCUUAGUUGUCUUGAUGCCUUUUGAAAUCAUUUACCGAUCCUCAGGAAACCAUUGGGUGAUGGGAGAAGGAAUGUGCCGCUUUGUGACUGUUGUAUCUUUCUGCAACAUGAACUGCUCCAUCCUGCUGAUGACCAGUAUCAGCGUGGACCGCUUCCUGAGCGUGGUCUAUCCUAUGCAAUCUCUCUUAUGGCGCACCGUGAGCAGAGCCUGGUACGUUUGUCUUUUCAUCUGGAUGGUUUCCAUCGCCAGCGCUGUGCCGCUUCUUAUAAGCCAACUAACUGUUCGCAUCGACCAACUGAACAUCACAGUUUGCUAUGAUACGACGGCACAUAAAGGCUUUGAGACCAUUUACUUUCAUUAUUUCACUGCUUAUAUUUCAAUUUUCUUUUUGUUGCCUUUUAUUGUUACAAUUUUCUGUUACGCCGGAACCAUCCGAAGUCUGAGCUCACCAAAAAUCGAAAGCACCUUUAAAAAGUCCCGAUCCGUGUGCCUUUGUAUCACAGUGCUUUUUGAAUUUAUUAUUUGCUUUGGCCCGACCAACACCUUUUUUUUGCUUAAUUAUCUGAACAUCAAUAAGCCUUUUGGAGACUCUAUGUAUUUUGCCUAUAUCAUGUCUUUCACUAUUAGUAGCAUUAGCUGUUGUCUGGACCCUGUUAUCUAUUAUUGCGGGUCCUCAAAGUUUGUGAAGUACAUAUACAGCUUGGUGUGUUGUGGCAAAACUGAAGCUGACCAUAAACAGAAAGACAGACGUCUGCCCGUAUUCUAUAGAGCCGGGAUCUGA